Sorghum bicolor (sorghum) is the source of this 2516-nucleotide messenger RNA. RefSeq lists its product as uncharacterized. Gene Ontology annotation, molecular function: protein dimerization activity. NCBI's taxonomy places the organism in Eukaryota, Viridiplantae, Streptophyta, Magnoliopsida, Poales, Poaceae. The record is from RefSeq and is a predicted model, not a curated record. The transcript is spliced from 5 exons. Bases 1 to 2061 code for a protein of 686 amino acids.
AUGGCCUUUGGAUCGGGGUCUAGGAAGCGCAGGUGGUCCGAGGAUGAUGAAGACAUACACGCCGAGGCCGAUGGUGAAGACAUAGACGCCAGUGAGGAAGGGGACAUCGAACUCGACGAUGAAGAGGAAGAACAAGUUCAAGCAGCUGGUAAGAUAAAUCCUCUCAUCGCUGAAAUUACUAUGCUUGGAGGAGAAAAAGGAAAGAACGAUGGUGGAUCAAAGAAUUGGAGAUGCAACCAUUGCAAGAAGGCAUUCAAAAGUAGCUUAACCAGGGUUCGUGUUCAUCUUCUUGGUGCUCAACCGGGCAAGAAACCACAAAUUCAGCGUUGUCCUGUUCUCCUAAAUGAUGCAGCCAAGACCUGGGAAUUACGGGAUAAGGUUAAAGAAGCUGAAAAAUCUUCAAAAUCAGUGCAGCAGAAAGGGAGGCUGUUGAACAAUUCAUUAGCACAAGCCUUUGGUGCAGCAGAAAGGGAUGCUGUUGAUUUGAAAAUAAUGCAGUUCAUUGCAGCUAACGGCAUCUCUUUCAACGUCUUAAGGAGUCCUCAUUAUUCUGAGAUGGUUACAGCUAUAAAUAAUGCUCCAAAGGGAUAUAAAGGUCCUGGCAGUGAGAAGGCCAGAACCACUCUCUUAGAUGCACUCAAGAGGAACGUAGAAAAUGAUUUAUCAACAGUGAGAGAUACUUGGUUAACACAAGGAGUCUCUGUUGUGUCUGAUGGAUGGACUAAUAUUAAAGGCCAGCCACUGUUAAAUGUGCUUGCCUCAAAUAGCGUCGGUUCAUGCUUCUUAUAUGCAGAAGAUUUCUCUGGAAUUGAAAAAACUGGUGAAGCAAUUGCUGAGUUUUUACUGAAAGCCAUUGAAGAAAUUGGACCCAAAAAUGUUGUUCAAGUGGUGACCGACAAUGCAUCAAACUGUAAAGCCGCAGGCAGGGAAAUUCAGAAAGUUCAUGAGCACAUCUUUUGGAGUCCAUGUGUAGUGCACACCUUGAAUCUCAUAUUCAAGGAUUUUGCGAGCAAAUUCCCAUGGAUGGAAGAUACCUACAAGGCGGGUAAAGCUAUUGUCAACUUUUUCCGGAGCCAUUGUCAUUGUCUAGCCAUGUUCAGAAAUAAUUCUCGUUUGGACCUACUGAAGGUGGCAAAAACUCGAUUUGCCAGCCAUCACAUUUUAUUGGAAAGGCUCCGUACGGUGAGAGAUGGGCUUACCACCACUGUAGUAACCAGACAAUGGAAAGAUUGGGUGAAAACCUGCAGUAGUGAUCAGCAGCAACAAGCAAAGGCCAUUGUUGAUACAAUCAAUGAUGAAAACUUUUGGAAUGAGGUUGACAACAUCCUUGCCAUCACAAAGCCUAUAUACUCAGUAUUAAGGUUCAGUGAUGGAGAAGGUCCAAAAAUGGGAGAAAUAUAUGAGAGAAUGGACAACAUGGUUGGAGAGAUCAAAGACAUCAUGACCCAGGAUGACAACCCUCACAAGUUGGACUAUCCAGAGGUCGAAGAAAUAAUUAUGGACCGCUGGGAGAAGAUGAAUAUUCCUCUUCACAGUCUGGCAGUUGCCCUCAAUCCAAAAUAUUAUGAUCAGAGGUAUAUUGAAAAGCCAGCUCCUGGGGGUUUUGUAAGAAAGGCACCAAACAAAGAUCCAGAUGUCAUGAAAGGAGUGUUAGAAGCUAUUAAAAAAAUAGGAGAUGAUGCAAGUGAGCAGAAGAUCCUCCGUGAGCAAUUCACUCAUUUCAUUUCCAAGAAGGGAAUGUAUGCACUGUCCUCUGUGAAACAAGAUGCAUACAACAUGGAUGCAAUUGAUUGGUGGGAAACUUAUGGCUCUGAAACUCCAGAUCUAGCAGCAAUCGCAAUAAAGAUUUUGUCUCAACCCAUCAGUAGCUCAUCAGCAGAAAGGAUUUGGAGCACUUAUGAAUAUGUCCACAGUGCAAAGAGGAACAAACUGAAUGCUAAGAAUGCAGAUAAGCUUGUCUAUAUUCACUCCAAUUUGCGCCUUCUGUCAAGAGCCACUGAGAGUUACAAAAAAGGGCCACAUUCUAAGUGGGACAUAGAUCCCAGCGAUUCAACCAUCUAAGAACUGAAAGGACGUCAGCUGGAAUCAGGAUUCAGGAAGAGUUCAUCAGGAGUUCAAGUCCUAAGGAGUCCAUCGGUGAUCAGUCUUCAGUCAUGGCUCAUAGAUCAUGCUGCUAUUUUUUUUCUAGCUUUGUGUAUUAGACAAUUAAGUCAGUUAAUUCCGUAUGUUAUGUAUGAACUAAGAGUAUGUCGCUGUGACCUGUCAGCCAAGAUAUUUGGUUAAUUUUCAUUUGAAGUAUCGUUUCAAACAGUAUCGGUCCAUACAACAUGGGUUCGCGUCCCUCGUUCCUUCUCGUCGUUCCGGGAACGUCGUCUCAAAUUAAUUUGGAUCACGAUCCAUGUUAAUUUGGAACGUGCUGAAGUUGUAUACUCGUCGUUCCGAACAGUAUUGAAAAUUGGCGUACCACGUUUCUCGUCCCCGUUCCUCGACCCGGUCGACCCGGGAACGCGGUGACU